GGCUCCGCCCGCGCCCCACCCACGGGCCAGGCCCCCGGGCCCUGUCGCAGCUCUGGGGCGGGCGGAGCCAGUGCCCGGGUGGCGCGCGCUGCAGCUGUGGGCUUGGGCACCGCGUGGGCCAUGGCGUCACCAGCGUCCUCAGCGCCCGGCGGGGUGGCAGUGGUCGGCAGUGGCCUCAUCGGGCGAAGCUGGGCAAUGCUGUUCGCCAGCGCAGGCUUCAAGGUGAAACUGUACGACAUUGAGCCACGGCAGGUAACACACGCCCUGGACAGCAUCAGAAAAGAGAUGAAGUCGCUGGAACAGUCGGGCUCCCUGAAAGGCUCGCUGGGCGCCGAGGGGCAGCUGUCGCUCAUCAGCGGUUGCUCCGACAUCCGGGAGGCGGUGGAGGGCGCCCUGCACGUCCAGGAAUGUGUUCCAGAAAACCUAGAGCUGAAGAAGCAGCUUUUUGCCCAGCUGGAUGGAAUCGUUGGUGACCAAGUUGUCCUGAGCAGCUCCAGCUCCUGCCUCCUGCCCUCCAGGCUGUUCUCUGGCUUGGUACACGUGAAGCAGUGCCUUGUGGCACAUCCUGUAAAUCCGCCCUAUUACGUCCCGUUGGUGGAGCUGGUCCCACACCCGGAGACGGCCCCUGCGACGGUGGACAGAACCUACGCCCUGAUGCGGAAGAUCGGACAGUCCCCGGUCAAACUCACGAAGGAGGUUGACGGCUUUGCUCUGAAUCGUCUCCAGUAUGCCGUCAUCAGCGAGGCCUGGAGGCUCGUGGAGGAAGGAGUGGUGUCCCCGGGCGACCUUGACCUCGUCAUGUCGGACGGCCUGGGCAUGCGGUACGCGUUCAUCGGGCCCCUGGAAACCAUGCACCUCAACGCCGAAGGUAUGUUAAGCUACUGUGACAGGUACAGCGAGGGCAUGAAACAUGUCCUAAAGACUUUUGGACCCAUUCCAGAGUUUUCCGGGGCCGCAGCUGAAAAAGUGCACCAGGCCAUGUGCGUGAAGGUUCCAGAUGACCCGGAGCACUUAGCUGCCAGGAGGGAGUGGAGGGACAGAUGCCUCAUGAGACUUGCCAGACUGAAGAGCCAGCCGCAGCCCCAGUGAAGCCUCGUGUGACCACUACCGCCCGUGCUGGAGCCCGUUCGCUGGAAGCACGAGCCCCUGUCAAGGGGCUCAGAUGAAGAGCCAGCCGCAGCCCCAGUGAAGCCUCGUGUGACCACUGCCGCCUGUGCUGGAGCCCGUUCGCUGGAAGCACGAGCCCCUGUCAAGGGGCUCAGAGACGCUGGGAGGCCUUGGGAGCCCAGCAGGCAGAGCCCGACUUGCUCUCCACUAGGCAGGCGCCCCGGUGGACGGGGUGGUGCCCCAGACUGGGGGUCAGAGCAGCACUGAGGUCUGCGGGCUGGAUCCCCUGCCACCAGGGCAGGCGAGAGAGCAACUCCUCUGAAGAUUUUACCAUUUAUUUCCCGUGUGAUUACAUGUGGAUACAUUUCAUAGCCAGUGAUCAUAGUUUCAAGUUAUUUUAAUCUGCUGCAAAAUAGUUUUAUAAUUAUUUUCUGACCUCUUGCUGAGUACUCUGUGGCCCUGCAUUUAUGAGGCAACUCCCUUCAUUUUCUUGAUGCUUGUUCCAAAUAAAAGCGUUUGAUUCCAUAAA
This is a messenger RNA of Eubalaena glacialis (North Atlantic right whale), 1636 nucleotides long. RefSeq names its product crystallin lambda 1 (gene CRYL1). Bases 121 to 1089 code for a protein of 322 amino acids. NCBI's taxonomy places the organism in Eukaryota, Metazoa, Chordata, Mammalia, Artiodactyla, Balaenidae. The transcript has 8 exons. The record is from RefSeq and is a predicted model, not a curated record. Gene Ontology annotation, molecular function: L-gulonate 3-dehydrogenase activity; NAD+ binding. Gene Ontology annotation, biological process: fatty acid metabolic process.